Molecule: messenger RNA, 1706 nt
Organism: Pteropus alecto (black flying fox)
Lineage: Eukaryota; Metazoa; Chordata; Mammalia; Chiroptera; Pteropodidae
Gene: LAG3
Product: lymphocyte activating 3
Exons: 8
Coding region: 333-1652 (439 amino acids)
Molecular function (GO): transmembrane signaling receptor activity; MHC class II protein binding
Source: RefSeq, a predicted model, not a curated record
ACAGGGGCAAGGGCCCUGGGAGCAGCAGACCAGCCUCCUAGCUCAAGAUAGCCGCUUUGCCUCCACUCAGCUCUGCCACUGCCCUGCCCCAUUCCUUGGGACCCACCCCCACCCCUUCCCGGCUGCUUGAUCUGGCCAGCUUUCCUCUGGAUUCCAGCCUCUGGCCAUUGGUUCCUCCCCUCCUUCUCCAGGCCUCUGUCCCUGUCCUUCUUCCUCUAGAUUCCCUCCCUCCACCUCCCUCUUUGUAGAACCUCUCUUUCGUCUGGCCGUCUCUCCCCACUUUCUGACCUCUUCCCUUUGGAGGGCUCACUGUGGCCCAGGCCUAAGGGGAGAUGGGGAAGGCUCAGUUCCUGGUCUUGCUGCUUCUGCAACUGCUGUGGGUGGCUUCAGUGGAGGCUCCAAGGCCUGGGGCAGAGGUCUCGGUGGUGUGGGCCCAGGAGGGUGCUCCUGCCCAGCUCCCCUGCAGCCCCACAAUCGCCCUCCAGUCUCCCAGCCUUCUGCGAACAGGAGGGAUCACUUGGCGGCAUCUACCAGACAGCUGGCCCCUGGCCCAUGGCCAGCGCCCCGCGGCGCCCUCCCCCUACACGGUGCUGAGGCUGACGCCCGGGGGCCUGCGCAGCGGGCGCCCGCCCCUGCAGCCCCGACGCGGGGACUUCUCGCUGUGGCUGCGCCCGGCCCAACGCGACGACGCGGGCGAAUACCGCGCCACGGUGAACCUCAACAGCCUCGCUGCUGUGCGCUCCAAGGACCACGCCCUCUCCUGCCGCCUCCGUCUGCGCGUGGGCCAGGCCUCGAUGACUGCCAGCCCCCCAGGGUCUCUCAGGACCAACGAUUGGGUCGUUUUGAACUGCUCCUUCAGCCGCCCGGACCUCCCAGCCUCUGUGCUCUGGUUCCGGGGCCCAGGCCAAAUCCCUGUCCAGGAGUCGUCCCAUCACCACUUAGUCGGAAGCUUCCUCUUCCUGCCCCAAGUCCGCCCCUUGGACUCUGGGCCCUGGAGCUGCAUCCUCACCUACGAAGAUGGCUUCAAUGUCUCCAUCACGUACAACCUCAGCGUUCUGGGACCGGAGCCUCCAGUCUCUGAGCCUCCAGUUCCUCUGACAGUGUAUGCUGGAGCAGGUUCCCAGGUGGAGCUGCCCUGCCGCCUGCCUCCUGGUGUAGGGACCCAGUCUUCCCUCAUUGCCAAGUGGGCUCCUCCUGGGGGAGGCCCUGACCUGCUGGUGGCUGGAGACAAUGGCAACUUUACCCUUCGACUAGAGUCUGUGAGCCAAGCCCAGGCUGGGACCUACACCUGCCGCAUCCAUGUGCAAGGGCAGCAGCUCAGUACCACUGUCACUCUGGCAGUCAUCGCAGGUGCCCAGCGCUCUGAGAGAGUCCCACGUGCCCAGAAAAAAGGCCAUCUCCCUUUCUUUCUCACCCUUGGUGUCCUCUUUCUGCUUCUUUUGGUGACUGCAGCCUUUGGCUUUCACCUUUGGAGAAGACGGUGGCAACCAAGAAGAUUCUCUGCCUUAGAGCAUGGGAUCUACCCACCUCAGACUCAGAGCAAGAUAGGGGAUCUGGAGCAAGAACCAGAACCAGAGCCGGAGAUGAAGCCAGAGGCAGAGCUGGAGCCGGAAGUGGAGCUGGAGUCAGAGCUGGAGCCACAGCAGCCCUGACCUGGAGCUGAGGCAGCCUGCAGAUCUCCACAGCUUAGUCUAAAUAAACUCCCA